Theileria orientalis strain Shintoku is the source of this 180-nucleotide messenger RNA. RefSeq lists its product as hypothetical. The coding region runs from base 1 to 180 and encodes 59 amino acids. NCBI's taxonomy places the organism in Eukaryota, Apicomplexa, Aconoidasida, Piroplasmida, Theileriidae. The transcript is spliced from 2 exons. The record is from RefSeq and is a predicted model, not a curated record.
AUGUUAGUCAUAAAGAAUGGUAGAAACAGAGGGCAGCAAAAAAGCAACAAAAUUAAAAAAGCCGACUUAAAUCUUAACACUAAUUUCAUAAGGCGUACUGGAAAAUCUAUAAAUAGAAUAAAAUACCCUGACGAAAAGGAGUACAUAAGGAAGAAAAUGUGGAAUCACAGACAAUUUUAA